Messenger RNA from Struthio camelus australis, 4045 nucleotides. The record is from RefSeq and is a predicted model, not a curated record. NCBI's taxonomy places the organism in Eukaryota, Metazoa, Chordata, Aves, Struthioniformes, Struthionidae.
GCUGCUCUGGAUACAAAGCAGUCAGCCACGCUCUGGCUCCUUCCUCCCGCACCCCCUUGGCCUCCUCUUCCUCCUCCUCCUCCUCCCUGUUUGCAUGCUCCCUCCCUCCCUUCCUCUUUCACUCUUUCUUUCCCUUAACGCCACGCCACGCUGCAGAAAGGCAGACCUGGGGAACCCGAGGUCCUCAGAGGCAGUGGAGGAGGAAGGAGCUCCCCACUGCUUUUUCUUUGAGAGUGAAGCAGGGAGGCAGAGAGGCAGUGAAGGAGUGUCUUGGUUGCUGCCUGGAUUAAGAACAAAUACAUUAAAAAAAUCCUAACGUAACAAACAAGGAAAAAGGGAGGAGAGAAGGAGGAGGAGGUUGCUGGGGGGAGCCCACUCCAGUGGGUGAACAGCCGCUUUGAAUCGUGCCUCUGUUCCGAGGGAUUAAAGCAUGAAUGGGAGCAGCUUCCCAGCCGCGAUGGAGAGAGAAGGCGAUUCAGGCUAUGGGAAUAAGGCUUCCUUCCAAAUGGGUCCCUAAGGCUCCUGCUGGCAACGCCAGCAGCGUCCUGUAAAAGUGCCCUCCUGCUCCUGGUCCCAAGAGCCGAGGCUGCUCCAAACCUGCUUCUGCAAUGGGUGGGUUGUAAGCACUGGUAAUGAGGAGCUGUGGGUCCAGUCAGUCUUGGAGAUGCCGAAGAGACGAGACAUCCUGGCUAUCGUGCUGAUAGUUCUGCCCUGGACACUACUAAUCACCGUCUGGCACCAGAGCACCAUUGCUCCACUGCUUGCAGUGCACAAGGAUGAUGGUGGUGACUCCCGGCGUGAUCUCACUGCAGGCUUGGACUCCAGGGAAUACUGCUUGUCGGAUCGGGACAUUGUGGAGGUGGUGAGGACAGAGUACGUUUAUACCCGCCCACCCCCGUGGUCAGACACCCUUCCCACCAUCCACGUUAUUACGCCCACCUACAGCCGGCCUGUACAGAAGGCAGAGCUGACACGCCUGGCCAACACCCUCCUGCACGUGCCAAACCUGCACUGGAUCCUGGUGGAGGACUCGCAGCGGCGCACCCCUCUCAUCACCCGACUGCUGCGGGACACGGGGCUCAACUACACACACCUCAAUGUGGAGACACCCCGCAACUACAAGCUGCGGGGAGACAUGAGGGAUCCUCGCAUCCCCCGGGGGACCAUGCAAAGGAACCUUGCUCUGAGAUGGCUGAGAGAGACCUUUAACAAAAACAACAGCCAGCCCGGGAUUGUUUAUUUUGCUGAUGAUGAUAACACCUACAGCCUGGAGCUCUUUGAGGAGAUGCGCAGCACCAGAAAGGUGUCAGUGUGGCCAGUAGCCUUCGUCGGUGGCUUGCGCUAUGAGUCACCCAAAGUGAAUGCUGCAGGGAAGGUCUAUGGCUGGAAAACUGUGUUCGACCCCCAUCGCCCCUUUGCUAUAGACAUGGCAGGGUUUGCCGUGAACCUCAGACUGAUUCUCCAGCGAUCUCAGGCUUACUUCAAAUUGCGAGGAGUGAAAGGAGGCUACCAAGAGAGCAGCCUGCUGCGGGAACUAGUGACCUUGAAUGACCUUGAGCCGAAAGCUGCCAAUUGCACCAAGAUUUUAGUCUGGCAUACGAGGACAGAAAAGCCUGUGCUGGUGAAUGAGGGGAAGAAAGGAUUCACAGAUCCCAAUGUGGAAAUCUGACUGUACGUGGCUGAGCAGAGACCAACAUCAGAAGAUUUCUUCAUGCACAGCCUGCAAGGCUCCUCUCCACAGCAUCCAGCCAGCCAGACAUGCAGUAGCCAGGACCUCCCCUGACUUCCAAGAGUUUUAUCAUACUGAAAACAAGCAACACUGCAUACAUAAACUACCCGGAAUUCCCUGCCCUUCCUCCUGGACUCUGAACAGAACCAGACACUCUGGAGUUGGAGAAAAAGCACAGAAAAUACAGAACUGACGUCAACUUCAGUAAAAGACCAGCACCCUUGCGAGAUGCUUGGGUUUGGGAGAAGUGCAUGCAGGGCAUGAUGCACUGAAGAGGAGGCCCAGCUGGAAUGGUAGUCUAGACUGAGGGGGCUGGUUUCACGGGACCCAAAAGCAAGGGUGAGAAUGCCCACAGGAGUGUGUUAGCCCCUGAUGACUCGUUUUUCCUGAGACACACGUACCUUGUGGCUAUGUGUGCAACAGCCUAAGCAGCUCUCUGUUCAUGGAGGGGACAGCUGCCUUCUGAGAUGGCACCUUAGCCCUUAAUUUUAAACCUACUUCAAUCAGUGUUUAUUACGUUGCACAAGACAGGAAGGUUUUGGGGGAGGGUGAAAAGCGAGGCAGGUUAGAACCAACCAAUAUGUAUUUUUGUUCUCUUUGUACCCCCUCUCCUUCCCCUUUAUAAGUUUCUGGAUUGAGUUAUGUUUACAGAACAUGGUUCUCUGUUCACCAAUGCUAAAAUAACUGGAGGUGGGUUUCAAUGAGACUGUUGUGGCCAUACACCGUAAUAUGUCAUCCAGGCUCAGAUCUUGGUUCUUUUUAGCCCUAAUUUGGUUCAUGUGAGCAUUAGGUGUGGGGUUCUCUGAAGGGUGCUCCUACCUAAAGCCCAAUUUCCAUGCUUAAAAACAAAAAAAAAAAAAAUUAACUGCUAGAACUAGGGAUUAAAUGAUAAAAGCUGAUUUUCAGUGCAUUUAACAUUGAAUCGGAAUGUAGCCCCUUUUCCAGGGCCAUGUCAUACUACCACAGAGCUAGUGGCAUGAAAAGCCACGCUGGAGCAGUUCAAGAAUUAACUUCUGAUGGAUAGAGCAGCACCCUUGUAAAGGGGAUCCUGUGCUUAGUGCUUCUUCAGCACCUGGCUUGAGGUAGGUUGAAAAACUAUCUAAGUAGAACAUUAGUUGCCUCUUCCCUGUUCUGUAACAUCAAGGAUCUGAGAUAGCAUUGAUGAAGGGGUCUUCUCUGAUGAAACUGUAUUUUGCUCCUCAGUGAGGCACAUGACUGAGCAAUGCAGAAGAGGAACCUGGGUGCUACUACCUUAGUUGGCUCAGUAUUUGAGAUUGACAAACUUGCCGAGGAAGAAAUUAAGGUAUAAUUUACCCCUUCUCCCCACCUCCCACCCCUUUAAAAAAAAAAAAAAACUUCCCUCCCCUUCACAGUUGUUUUCAAACAUAUGAUCAACCCACACUGUCCCCAUUCUUUCAAAAAGGUCUGAAGCACAAAUUUACCUUUGAGCUAAGGGAAAAUGCAAUUCUGGAAAGAGACUCAGUUAUUUUUACUCCUUUACCUAGACGGUUCUUAAAACGCUAUAGACUUGUUUGUUAAGUUUCACAGUUCAGCAGUCUCCCCUUAGACUAAUGACAUGGUGUAUUUCCCAAUAUUUUUUAAAAAAUGAUUUUUUUGUAAGUAAGUAAGUUGUUUUUUCCCACUGUGUAUCAAAAUCAUUGAGGAAAAGUUGCAUUCUCUAGCUCCCAGUCAUGGAAGCCUUGCUACGUAGCCUUUACGAAAACGUUCUGUUAGAGGCAAUGGCUGAAAUGCUAGUUGGAUAGAAAGCAUUUGAUGGUACUUGUCGCCAGCUGCACUAUGGGAACAGGUAUUGUUAUCUUGUAUUAAAGCAGUAGCUCUCUGCAUUCAAGCAGAUUUAUUCUAUUACUGUACUAGCAUCCCAAGUUCAGUUCAGUCUGCAUACCCUAGAGUGGAAAGAGACAUUUUAAAAAGAAUGUGAAGUUUUCAUGCUAUUCAAAUAAUUUCCAACUGAUGUCCUCUUCUAGCUGCAUGUUUAGUUCCACUAAUGUUAGUUCUAUUCCCUGCUGGGUUGCAACCUUCCCUCCUUGGAAGGAAAUAACUUUCAGAAAAAUGCAGAAGAUCAAGUCCAAAACACAACCCUGCAUAUACACUCCACUCUCCUCAGAAAAUUGGUCACACAAGCAUGGGCCCUUCCAGCUUGCCUGGAGGCUACCAUGGUCCUUGGGAGCAGAGAUACACCGGUUUAUAAGACCAGCUCUGGCCAGGAUGGAGUGUAUUACAGCUGCCCUGUCUGUUUUCAUUUUUAAGUAAACUGUAUUUAAAUUUGUUAAAUAAAAUUAAGUAUGGUUUUUAAGA